CGACAGUUACAACGAGGGUCAAAGGUUUCCUGUUUUCACCCUGUUGUUUCCGGGUAGAUUGUUGUUACCUGUAACUAAAGGCUGCUGUCACUGUGAAGAUCACGUACAAUACAGUCACUGCGUUUGUCAGUAAAGGGGAAACAUUAUAAGAAUACAAAUUCAGUUGCUGAACAAGACCAUGUCUUCUGACAAGAACCAAACCUCAGAGCUUUCUGAUGCACACGGAGGACGUCUAGAGGAAAACCCGGGCACUGGGUUAUUUAAUGUGAAGGAAGAGGACGAGACAGACGACAUGAAUAGUCCUCAGACUGAAAUACAUUGGUCCCUCUCUGCCGAUGACGAUAAAGCUGAUAUAGUAAAAGUUGAGCUAACAGAAGAUCUGUAUAUGAGGCGUCAGCUGGGAGCCCCAGAUGAGGAAACCAGUGACGGUAUCAGCCCAGGGCGUAUGGCUGUGUCGCCUUCAGAUGACUCAGCGGUUGAGCACGGAGAAGAACUAGAUGUUUGUGAUCAGGUGAAGACUGAGGAGGAUGAGGUUCCUAUAAAUACGGCUACAGGUGAAUUUACAAACUGCAAUAAUCCUAGUGAUGGACAGAGUGCAGAUACGUCUUUCAAUUUUAAAAAUCAAAGAAGCCACGUGGGAAUAAUAUGUUCUGAAUGUGGGAAAUGUUUUGCCAAGAAAUCAUAUCUUAUUAGACAUCAGAAAAUUCAUACAGGAGAGAAAGAAUUUUCAUGUUCUGUCUGUGGGAAAUGUUUUACCUGGAGAUUUGCCCUUAAUAUUCACCUGAAACUCCAUACAGGAGAAAAAAUAUUUUCAUGUUCUGAAUGUGGGAAAUGUUUUACUCUGAAAUCAUAUCUUAUUAAUCAUCAGAAAACUCAUAUAGGGAAGAAAGCAUUUUUAUGUUCCGACUGUGGGAAAGGUUUUACUCUGAAAUCAGAUCUUAUUAGACAUCAGAACAUUCAUACAGGAGAGAAAGCGUUUUCAUGUUUUGACUGUGGGAAAUGUUUUAAUCAGAAACAGCAUCUUGUUAGGCAUCAGAAAAUUCAUACAGGAGAGAAACCAUUUUCAUGUUCUGAAUGUGAUAAAUGUUUUAGUAGGAAAUCGCAUCUUAUUACUCAUCAGAAAACUCAUUUUAAAAAAAAUCAGGAAAAUUAUAACUUACUUAGGUGAAUAGGGUGUUGUAGCCAUUAUCCACUGUAUACCUAGAGUGUUGAUGAUGACUACAUGUGGUCCUCUAUGGUAGCUCACUGGCCAGCAGGACAACCCUGACAUCCAGCUGUUUUGAACAUUCUAGCUCACAGCAACAGAGGAUAGGUUUGAUUUGCUGCUUGGUAAAGCUUCUUUCCAGGGUAAAACUUAUGGUUAGGUAAAAGGGAACUAUUUAAAUGAGAAAUAAUUUAAGGCUUUUUUAUACUAAGAGUGUUGGGUAAAUUUACCAUCCCUGAAGGCGAACAGCAAGUAGUGUUUCACUGCAUGGCAAUAUUUAACAUUGCACAAUAAGUCUCUUGUGCAAUGCUUCCUCUGCUUUGGUGCAACCAAUUGUGCUAGGGAAAGGCAUGUGAGUCACCUCAAAUGAGCAAGUGUUGGGGGUGAUUGAUCUUGCCACUUCUGAUUUGAGACAAAUAAAUAUGUGGAGAAGGCUAUUCAUGCAAACAUGCUCUACAUGGCAGAAAAAGCUGCAAACUCAGCUUAAUAAAUGUACCACUGUGUUUAACUAAAGAAAGCAUGUAUAUAUCUUACAGAGAAUUCUCUGAUUCACUUUUAUUUCACCAUGUCACGGGUUUACCUACCCAAGACUCUGUUCAACCUUGUUCCACGUUGUAUGUUACUGUUUACUGUUCAACCUUGUUCCAUGUUAUAUGUUACUGUUUAUGUGAUAACUGUUCCUUUGUUGCUGAUUGCAACUUCCAUUUUAUUUUUAAAUGUAUUUUUACUGAAGGACACCAAGACAGCAGGGAUUGUGGGAAGAGGACCAGUGGGGAACGGAGUGUCAGUUGCUCAACCUUUUUUAUUCAAAUUGCGCUGUUAAUAAAGUGUUGUUUUCCGGCUUAAACUCAAUAA
This is a messenger RNA of Bombina bombina (fire-bellied toad), 2059 nucleotides long. Its product is annotated as gastrula zinc finger protein XlCGF7.1-like. The record is from RefSeq and is a predicted model, not a curated record. The transcript is spliced from 6 exons. Lineage: Eukaryota; Metazoa; Chordata; Amphibia; Anura; Bombinatoridae. The coding region runs from base 179 to 1168 and encodes 329 amino acids. Gene Ontology annotation, biological process: regulation of transcription by RNA polymerase II. Gene Ontology annotation, molecular function: DNA-binding transcription factor activity; RNA polymerase II cis-regulatory region sequence-specific DNA binding.